UCCGCCCUCGGAUUCCAGUCAAUGGGCGGUACAAGGGUCUGUUCCACCCUGGGCGGUCCCCCCUUUUAAACUCGAGUCUCGGGAGAAUUUCACCCAAACCAUGACGGAUCUGGAGAAGCUCAGUAUCUCAGGCCACAUGUUCGACGUAGUCGUGAUUGGAGGCGGCAUCUCAGGAUUGGCUGCUGCCAAACUAUUGUCUGAAUACAAAAUUAAUGUCUUGGUUUUGGAAGCCCGGGAUAGAGUUGGAGGGAGAACAUAUACUGUGAGGAAUGAUCAUGUUAAAUGGGUAGAUGUUGGUGGAGCCUAUGUGGGACCAACCCAGAACAGAAUCUUACGCUUGUCUAAGGAGCUAGGCAUAGAGACCUAUAAAGUGAAUGUCAAUGAACGUCUAGUUCAAUAUGUCAAGGGGAAAACUUACCCGUUUCGUGGUGCAUUUCCACCUGUGUGGAACCCCUUGGCAUAUUUGGAUUACAACAACCUGUGGAGGACAAUGGAUGCAAUGGGAAAAGAGAUUCCCGUUGAUGCACCAUGGCAAGCAAGACAUGCUGAGGAAUGGGACAAGAUCACCAUGAAAGAUCUCAUUGAUAAAAUCUGUUGGACAAAAACUGCUCGGGAAUUUGCUUAUCUUUUUGUGAACAUUAAUGUGACUUCUGAGCCUCAUGAGGUAUCUGCCCUGUGGUUCUUGUGGUAUGUGAGGCAGUGUGGGGGCACCUCUCGGAUAUUUUCAGUCACCAAUGGCGGCCAGGAACGGAAAUUUGUAGGUGGAUCUGGCCAAGUAAGUGAACAGAUAAUGGCCCUCCUUGGAGAUAAAGUGAAGCUGAGCUCUCCUGUUACUUAUAUCGACCAAACAGAUGACAACAUCAUUGUGGAAACACUGAAUCAUGAACACUAUGAGUGCAAAUAUGUAAUUAGUGCCAUCCCACCAGUUUUGACUGCCAAGAUCCACUUUAAACCAGAGCUACCACCUGAGAGAAAUCAGUUAAUUCAGCGUCUUCCAAUGGGGGCUGUCAUCAAGUGCAUGGUGUAUUACAAAGAAGCCUUCUGGAAGAAAAAGGACUAUUGUGGCUGCAUGAUCAUUGAAGAUGAAGAGGCUCCAAUUUCAAUCACUCUGGAUGAUACUAAACCAGAUGGAUCACUGCCUGCCAUCAUGGGCUUCAUACUUGCCCGGAAAGCUGAUCGACUUGCUAAACUACAUAAAGACUUAAGGAAGAAGAAAAUCUGUGAGCUGUAUGCCAAAGUUCUGGGAUCUGAAGAAGCUUUAUAUCCAGUCCAUUAUGAAGAGAAGAACUGGUGUGAGGAGCAGUAUUCCGGGGGCUGCUACACAGCCUACUUCCCUCCUGGUAUCAUGACCCAGUAUGGAAGGGUGAUUCGCCAGCCAGUAGGCAGGAUUUACUUUGCAGGCACAGAGACAGCAACACAGUGGAGUGGCUACAUGGAAGGAGCAGUUGAAGCUGGAGAACGGGCAGCUAGAGAGGUCUUGAAUGCUCUAGGAAAAGUUGCCAAGAAGGAUAUAUGGGUUCAAGAGCCUGAGUCCAAGGAUGUUCCAGCCCUUGAAAUUACCUCCACCUUCUUAGAGAGGAACCUGCCUUCCGUACCUGGUCUGCUCAAGAUCACUGGGUUUUCCACUUCUGUGGCUCUUCUCUGCUUUGUAUUGUACAAGUUUAAACAGUCCCGAUUCUGAAGUUUUCACCCUCAGACCUCCUGCUUGAUCAUCCUUAGCAAGAUCAGCAUGUAAAGGAAAGUGUGGAUGAAUUACAGCCUGUGUUUUGGGCCAUUUAAGUGCACUUGAUUUAACCCUCAUCAGUUUAAUUUCAGUCUUUGUAAAGUGAUAACAGUCCAAUGAAUCACCUAGCUAAUUUCCCUAAGAACAAGUUUCAUCCUGUUUGUUAGACUAAUUUGUAUUGGUCGAUAGAAUAAAAUGUUGAGUGCUUAAUUUCAAAAGGUGAAGUACUUAUGAGGAAUAAUUUUUGGGUUCUGUUUUUUUUUCUUUUUGCCUUUAAUACAAAAUAGCUAAUGGUUUCAGAAAUAAAAUACUUGACUCACUGUGA
Grammomys surdaster is the source of this 2048-nucleotide messenger RNA. It is a transcript of the gene Maoa, whose product is annotated as monoamine oxidase A. Bases 101 to 1681 code for a protein of 526 amino acids. NCBI's taxonomy places the organism in Eukaryota, Metazoa, Chordata, Mammalia, Rodentia, Muridae. Gene Ontology annotation, molecular function: oxidoreductase activity. The transcript has 15 exons. The record is from RefSeq and is a predicted model, not a curated record.